UGCUCCCAACGUCAAUUCCAGCUGCCUGAUCAUCUAUUGAUCUUCAGGUCCCUUCGCUGGCGUCGCCUGUCCUUACCUUCCUCAUCUUCUAUUCAUUUCCCCAUCUCCCAACCCCAAUUCCUUCAAUUCGAUGGCGUUCGCACGUCUCGCCGCCCGGCGGUUGCCCGUCGCCCGUGGGCUCGUCCCCAGCAUUGACUCACUGCCCCAGCAGCGAUUCUUCUCCAUCUCGCAACAUGUGAAGUCUCAGAAUAAAGCUGCCGUGCCUAACCCCGAUCCUGCUGCUGAAUCCGUAUCCGUGGCUUUCGUCAAUGAUCAAUCGCCCUACAUGUUGCCGACCUACGUGCGGCCGGCGCCGGUCAUGGUCAAGGGCCAGGGAUGUUACUUGUGGGAUAUGGAGAACCGGAAAUACCUGGACUUGACGGCUGGUAUUGCGGUCAACUCUCUGGGACACUGUGACCCCGAGGUGGCCAAGAUUAUCGCUGAGCAAGCCGAGGUGCUUGUCCACGCCUCGAACCUCUACUACAAUGCGUGGACCGGAGCUCUCAGCAAGCUCUUGAUCGACGUUACUAAGGAGUCCGGUGCCAUGCGCGAUGCUUCCCAGGUCUUCAUUUGCAACUCCGGAACCGAGGCCAACGAGGCCGCCAUCAAGUUUGCUCGCAAGGUCGGUCGUUCGCUCGACCCCUCCGGCGCGAAGCACGAAGUCGUCUCCUUCCACAACUCCUUCCAUGGCCGCACCAUGGGCGCUCUGUCUGCAACCCCGAACCCCAAGUACCAGACUCCCUUCUCUCCCAUGCUGCCUGGCUUCAAGUACGGCAACUACAACGAUGUGGCUCAGCUCGAGACUCUCGUCACCGAGAAGACUUGUGGUGUGAUCGUCGAGCCCAUCCAGGGUGAGGGAGGUAUCAAUGUGGCUACUCCGGAGUUCCUCGUCGCUCUGCGCAAGCGCUGUGACGAGGUUGGUGCCGUUUUGAUUUUCGACGAGAUCCAGUGCGGUCUCUCCCGGACCGGCUCCUUCUGGGCUCACGCCCACCCAUCUCUCGCACCUGCUUCUGGCGAGGCAGCUCACCCCGACAUCCUGACUUCUGCCAAGGCCCUGGGUAACGGUAUCCCUAUUGGUGCCACUAUUGUCUCCGAGAAGACCGUGGCCAAACACAUCAAGCCCGGUGACCACGGUACCACCUAUGGUGGUAACCCCCUGGUGUGCCGUGUCGCCCACCACAUUGUCAACCGUCUGGCGGACCCCGAGCUGCAGAAGUCUGUUGAGACCAAGGGAGACCUGCUUGUGUCUGGAUUCAAGGAUCUCCAGAAGAAGUACCCCAACGUCAUCUCGGAGAUCCGCGGACGCGGACUGAUCCGUGGUGUCCAGCUCUCCCCGGAGUUUGUCUCCAAGGCCGGCGAUUUGGUUGGUGCUGCCCGGGAGCGCGGCAUGCUGAUCAUCACGGCAGGCGAGGGCUGCAUCCGCUUCGUUCCUCCUUUGACCAUUACCGAGGAGCAGAUCAAGUCCGGCCUCAAGAUUCUGGAGCAGGCUCUGGAAGCCGUGGUUGCUCAGGCUUAGGAGUGAUGCGCGAGUGUCCCUAAAACGAUCUACACUAAAAGUUAAUUACCGUUUCUCGGUCUGUGCAUAUAUAUUCUACUUGUGAUGUGACAUGCUUUAUGCUAUUGGAUUCCGGGACAUUUAUAUCUGUGUUGUUUCUUUAUCUUGAUACCUGCUACAUUGGUAUAUAGACGGCGGGAUAGAAUUUAGAAUUGACGAUGAAUUACUGAC
This is a messenger RNA of Aspergillus eucalypticola CBS 122712, 1765 nucleotides long. Its product is annotated as acetylornithine transaminase. The record is from RefSeq and is a predicted model, not a curated record. Gene Ontology annotation, molecular function: transaminase activity; identical protein binding; pyridoxal phosphate binding. Gene Ontology annotation, biological process: arginine metabolic process. Lineage: Eukaryota; Fungi; Ascomycota; Eurotiomycetes; Eurotiales; Aspergillaceae. The transcript has a single exon. The coding region runs from base 131 to 1555 and encodes 474 amino acids. Gene Ontology annotation, cellular component: mitochondrial matrix.